This is a messenger RNA of Mercenaria mercenaria, 1304 nucleotides long. Its product is annotated as serine/threonine-protein kinase Pak-like. Gene Ontology annotation, biological process: protein phosphorylation; intracellular signal transduction; regulation of MAPK cascade. The coding region runs from base 139 to 1242 and encodes 367 amino acids. Gene Ontology annotation, cellular component: cytoplasm. Gene Ontology annotation, molecular function: protein serine/threonine kinase activity; ATP binding. The transcript has 7 exons. Lineage: Eukaryota; Metazoa; Mollusca; Bivalvia; Venerida; Veneridae. The record is from RefSeq and is a predicted model, not a curated record.
UUCCUAAGAGACAACGUUAACGUCAAUUGUUAUACUUCAAAGGGACAAAUCAUUUACUUACAAGGAUGUUGACAAUGAACUAUUCAAGAAUUUUAAAAAUUGUGAAUCAAGGGAAUUUGCUUUUAUAUUAAGUAACAAAUGGAAAGAGGAGGUAUUAAGCAGUUACCGGCCCUUCAUUGUGAUGAAGAGGAUGAUUCGAUAUUCGGUAUUCUACACGUAUACCGCCGCAGUACUUUGCAUACAAGUAAGGAACAGAGUGAUAGACUUGCAAUUUUGCAGAGAAAUGUAGCUUUAAAAGACACCAAGGAAACAAAGGUAGAAUCAAGAGGAGCUGUUGCUAAAGAAACCAAGCCUCGUGUUCAUCUUAAUGCAGCAGAUGCCCUCAUCUAUAAAAUGUUGAAAAAUGUAUCUAGCAUUGGCAGCCCAUUAAAGAAAUACGCACCGAUAAAACUGAUCGAUACUGGAACCUUUAGUCACGUGGUAUUGGCAGGUUUAAAGAACAGCACGUGUAACAGAAAGGUUGCAAUAAAAAUAAUCCAGGUAGAGAAAGUGCCCUACAAUAAGUUGCUGCAGGAAAUAAACAUAAUGAAGAAAAUCCGGCACGACAAUGUUAUCAAUGCCUUAGAUGUUGCCUAUGUGGAGGCUGUGAGGAAGGUGUGGCUUGUUAUGGAGUACAUGAGGGGAAGUUCGCUUGCUUGUCUUCUUAGGAAGAUGUUAUUAAAAGAAAGCCAAAUAGCGUACGUUUCGAAAGAAUGUGUGAAGGCGUUGACCUAUUUGCACGGGCAAAACAUCGUGCACAGAGACAUUAAAAGUAACAACGUGCUGAUCGACAUUCAGGGCAGAGUCAAAAUCACAGACUUUGGAACCAGUUUCGUAUACAGUAAAUAUGAAACAAAGCGGGAAAUUGUUGGAACUCCGUGUUGGAUGGCACCGGAAGUGGUUUCAAGGAAACCUUACAAUUUCAAAAUAGAUAUAUGGAGUCUAGGCAUCACAGUAAUCGAGAUGUUGGAAGGCGACCCUCCGUACAUCAAAGAGAGGCCGACAGACGCCAUGAAACUAAUCAAAAAGUUUGGAAAGCCAAAAGUUAAAAAGUUCUGCACUUUAAGCAAUGAACUAAAGGACUUUCUUGACAAGUGCUUGGAAGUGGAUAUGAACAAAAGAGCAAAAGCACGUGAACUAUUGAUACACAGGUUUCUUACUGGUGAGAGCGAGGCUGUAACUGCAGUUUGCACACAAAAAUGAAUAUUGUCUAAUCAUGAGAUUUAUUCUAUUCGCAUAUUUGAUCAAAAUAAAAACGAUUAAAU